GUGGUGGUGGUGGCUGGGUGUCAGACGGUGGGGGAAGCAGGUCUCCUCCGUAAAUCAAAUCCGUACCCCCCGCCAUCAUAAAUUGCAGAAAUUACAGAGGAAAGAUGUCCGCCCAACUCCCCCAACCAUCGCCUCGGUCGACCAUUAGCGACCACACAUGCCUCUGUCGUCCCUCGCAGUUCACCCCGCCGUCCCGGUCGCCCUCCGUGGUCGCGGCAGCGGUCGGAUCUGGAGUUGCUUUGGCCCUUCAUCCUUCUCCCCGUACGAUGACCUCCGAUGGCGCAGGAGGGUCGCCGCCGCCGCCGACGCUGCAAGAACCGUGGCGCCCGUCGCGGCCCUCGCAGCCGUUGAGGCGGUCGACCGCGGAGACGCCAUGGACAGGGUGGCGUCGCUAAGUCAGGUCGCGGCCGUGCUCGGCACGCAGUGGGGCGACGAGGGUAAAGGGAAGCUAGUGGAUAUCCUCGCUAAGAGCUUUGAUGUCGUUGCGCGGUGCCAGGGUGGUGCAAAUGCUGGGCAUACCAUUUACAACGCUGAGGGUAAAAAAUUUGUAUUCCAACUUGUUCCUUCAGGAAUUUUGAAUGAGGAGACUCUGUGUGUAAUUGGUAAUGGAGUUGUUGUGCAUCUUCCUGGAUUAUUUAAAGAAAUUGAGGGUCUGGAAUCCAAUGGAGUUUCCUGCAAUGGAAGAAUAUUGGUGUCUGAUCGUGCCCAUUUAUUGUUUGAUUUUCACCAAGUUGUAGACGGACUGAGAGAAGCAGAGCUUGUAAAUUCCCUCAUUGGAACAACAAAACGAGGGAUUGGCCCAUGCUAUUCAAGCAAGGUUAUUCGGAAUGGUAUAAAGGUCUGUGACCUGAGGCGCAUGGAUACUUUUGGCCAGAAGCUUGACAUUUUAUUGAGGGAUGCUGCAUCCAGAUUUGAAGGAUUCGAAUAUACUGCUGACAUCCUUAACAAGGAGGUUGAGAGGUACAAGAGAUUUGCAGAGAGGUUAGAACCACUUAUUGCUGACACUGUUCAAGUAAUAAAUGAUUCAAUCUUGCAAAAGAAGAAAAUACUUGUUGAAGGCAGUCAAGCAACCAUGCUGGAUAUUGAUUUUGGGACUUACCCAUUCGUGACAUCCUCAAACCCUUCAGCUGGUGGAAUUUGCACAGGACUAGGGAUAGCUCCAAAGAAUCUGGGUGACCUUAUUGGUGUUGUGAAAGCUUACACUACUAGGAUUGGUUGUGGUCCUUUUCCAACUGAAAUUCUGGGUAAAGAUGGUGACCUUCUUAGAGUUGCUGGGAUGGAGUUUGGAGCAACAAGUGGUCAUCCUCGCCGCUGUGGCUGGCUUGAUAUAGUUGCAUUAAACUAUUCUUGCCAGAUAAAUGGCUUUUCGUCUCUCAAUCUCUCCAAGCUUGACGUGCUAUCUGAGUUUCCAGAAAUCAAGCUUGGUAUUUCCUAUAGGCAAACAGAUGGCAAAAAGCUUACAUCAUUCCCUGCAGAUCUUUGUCUUCUUGAGCAAGCACAGGUUGAUUAUGAAGUGCUGCCUGGGUGGAACACUGAUAUUUCAUCUAUCCGAAAUUACAAUGACCUUCCCUUAGCUGCUCGUCGGUAUGUUGAGCGGAUAGAACAGCUUGUCGGUGUUCCCAUUCAUUUCAUCGGUAUCGGACCAGGACGUGAUGCCAUCAUUUGCAAAUGACUUGAAUCUAGCUACUACUUGCUGCUGCUUCUUCUAAAGCAUAUAGCAGCAUCUCAUCGAUGAGUCUUUUCUUGUACGCUGGAGGUGCUAAUCAGUUUGGAUCUUAAACCCAAAAACAGGAGGUCAGGUUAUGUAAUCCACAAUUGGUGUGAUUAUGCAUUUUUAAUUUAAGCUCCAGCUAUUUACUUUAUUUGAUAAAAUGCUAGUAGGUGCUUGAAAGCUUAAUAAUCUAAGCCUGAUCGAGGAGAUUUAAGUUGUCUGGAAUGCUUGGUCAUCUACUUUUACUUGAAAAAGAGAAUGUUCACCUAUUAUUAUAAACAAGACAGACAUUGAUGGAUA
Molecule: messenger RNA, 2011 nt
Organism: Zingiber officinale
Lineage: Eukaryota; Viridiplantae; Streptophyta; Magnoliopsida; Zingiberales; Zingiberaceae
Product: adenylosuccinate synthetase, chloroplastic-like
Exons: 4
Coding region: 158-1672 (504 amino acids)
Biological process (GO): IMP metabolic process; 'de novo' AMP biosynthetic process
Cellular component (GO): cytoplasm
Molecular function (GO): GTP binding; adenylosuccinate synthase activity
Source: RefSeq, a predicted model, not a curated record